Molecule: messenger RNA, 2750 nt
Organism: Mizuhopecten yessoensis (Yesso scallop)
Lineage: Eukaryota; Metazoa; Mollusca; Bivalvia; Pectinida; Pectinidae
Product: max-interacting protein 1-like
Exons: 6
Coding region: 117-728 (203 amino acids)
Biological process (GO): regulation of transcription by RNA polymerase II
Molecular function (GO): RNA polymerase II cis-regulatory region sequence-specific DNA binding; DNA-binding transcription factor activity, RNA polymerase II-specific; protein dimerization activity
Source: RefSeq, a predicted model, not a curated record
UUGUCCCGCUUGCCUCAACGUGCGUGAGGCAAAACAAAUUUUGACAGCCGGGGUGCAGGUUGGCAGCUCCCACCUUAGAUUUUAUUUUAAUUCAAAUAUUUAGUUAUUCUGUUAAUAUGGCAUUUAACAUAUCUCAGCUUAUUCAGGCUGCUGAGUUCCUAGAUAGGAGGGAAAGAGAAGCUGAACAUGGCUACGCAUCUACGGCUCCGAUGCCUGAAUAUUUGAACAAGAAAAAGUCCAAACCCAAGAAAUCUCAGGGAAAUAGAUCUACCCACAACGAGUUAGAGAAAAAUAGGAGGGCACAAUUACGUUACUGCCUUGAAAAAUUAAAAGAUGUGGUUCCAGUGGGAUCUGAUUCAUCGCGUCACACUACGUUGGGACUAUUAACAAAAACAAAAGGUUUUAUUAGGAACUUAGAAGAUGGUGAAAAGAAAAAACUUCACGCAAAAGAACAAUUAAAGCGGGAAAAGAGAUUCUUGCAACGACGCUUAGAGGGGUUGUUGGAAGGCCAGUACCGAGUAAGGCAGGAAAGAAGUAUCAGUGAAUGCAGCACAUCUACAAAUUCAACUACCUCUUCUACUUCAGAGUCUGAUGAAAUCGACAUCCUGGGCUAUGGCAGUGGCCAGAGUGACACAGAUGAUCACAGUAGCAUUGAGAGUAGUAGCAGCGAUUAUUAUACUAAUUCAAAGCACAUAGGUUACAACCCCUCGCCAUUGGAGUCCCUAUGAAAGUGACUGGCACCUUGGUUGACUGGCAUGGGAGAUUUCUAUGCAGUUGACAAGGUUAAAUUAACAAGGCUAAAUUUUUUCUAGCUGGUAUUGGUUGGAAGUGUUGUAUAAUUUGUUGGAGAAAGACUGUCUUAACGAUUUUGUUGUAUAUCUGUGUAUGAAGUAGUGUCCAAUUUUUGUCCACAGAUCUGUUAAGAAAAUUUGCUGCAUGUUGAUUGAUAAAUUUGAAAUCUGAAUGCAGUAGAGUGAAAGAAUUUGAGUGUGAGUUGUGUGUCUUUGUUUUAUCUGUUAAUGUAUGUAAUUUUUAAAAUAUCUCAUUUUUGUGAAAUUUUUAAAAAACGAAAAGUACCAGUCUUCAGGAAAAUGGUAGAAACUGGCUUACAAGUUGUGAUUUAUGCUAAGCAAGCACAAUUCAAAUUUUCUUAACAUGUAUGUAAAACAAGUUUUAUAUGUUAUCUUAAAAAAUAGCUACCAAACUGCGCUAAAAACUUCUGAUUAAGAAUAUAAUUUUGAAUCAAAUUUCAUAAUUACGAUUAUUUUUGAUUUUCUUGAGGAAAAUCAAACUUCUUUGAAAAUUUCAUUCCAUUUUUUCCUGAAUUGGUCCUUUGAAACCGAACUUAUAUGAAGGAGUAUACAGAAUGACAUCUAUGUAAAAGGCAGCAUAUCUUGAUUUUCCACAAGGAUUCUUCAUGAAAAUGUUUUCUUUAAAAAACAACAUGUUAAAGGUUUAUGAUUGAAGAGAAAAUGACGAGUGGAAGGGAGAAUUAUUUUGGAUUUAACAUGGUUUUGUUGCAAACAGCAAAUUAAAAGACAUGGGUAAUUUAUGAGUAACGCUACCGAUAACUUGUUUAUCUGUAUAGAUAUUUUUACAGGGUGGAAAAACACCUUGGGAAGUAGAAAGAUUCCCAUGUCGCAAUCUUAUGAAUAUAAUGGGAAAUGGUCCAAAUCAUUUUCAGGAACUAUAAUAUAUUGGAAAAUAUUUUUUUAAUAUUUUCUAGCAUAAACAGUGCUUGCUAUGUGAUCAUAGAAAUAUUAAGAAUACUCAUUUUCAGUAAUGCCACUGACUUGUCAUUGAAUUGCAUUAAACAGUGAUGUGUACAAAUUCUGUAGUGAUUUAAAUCAUAAAAUUUUGAAAAUGACUUUACAAACUGUUCGUAUAAAAUUCUUGAGACGUAACAAAGUAUAACAUUGGACUGCUUAGAGACUUGUAAUUCUACAAAAAGCCCAUAUCAAAAUUAACAUUUCCAUAUUUAAGAUACCAAAGAAAAAGUCACGCUUGAUGUUCACUACCUUAAUAUUAUAAUUGGUGUAUAUGAUAUGCGAGAAUAAGCGGUAUGCUAGCAUCGUCAUUCUUUAGAAUUGGCGUGAAUUUAAAAAAUGAUUUUACAGUAUUUUUUUAAAUUCACCGGCAGCUCCUAUUACAAAUAAGGAUUAACAGAGGGUGUGUAUUUGGUGGACAAUGGUCUGGUUUGAAAUUUUGGAGGCCUUUGCAUCUUACAUUUUUCUCACCCUUCAGUGAGCCGAAAUUUGUCUGGUUUGCAAUUGGUGAAGGGUGCAAAGGAAACUAGGCUAUCCAGGAGAUUUUAACAAUUACCAAAUAUUGAAUGAAUCGAAAAGAAAGAUGUCUGUACCAGAACUAUUAUGUCUGUAAUGUUAAUAUGAAAAAGUGCUUGAAUUUGCUAAUUUGAGAAUUAGAAACAUGUUGGAGAAGUAAAGUUUUUACCAUUUUUUUGGGAGAGACGAAGUGAAUUCGCAAAAAAAGAAAGACCAGAACUGUGUAUACUGAUCUCACAAAUAUUUUACAUUGUAUUAAAUCUGGUAUUAAUUUUAUGUGCAAUCCUCACUACAUAACACUAUGUUCCAAAACCAGGGGUCAAUUUGAUGAUUUUAAUUUUCACUGGUACAACUUGGAGAAUCUGUUUUAACAUUAUCGGUGGGAACGAUCUGUACAUUUGGGUGGUACAAAAGUUGUCACUGUUAUUUUUCUUUAUGUUCGUCAUCUAGCAACUUGUUUGGGACACC